AUGGCCAGUAAUGUGGCUCUACCUGCCGACGCGUCGUCGGCCCAACGCAGCUUGUUGUCUACCAUUUCGGAAACUGCGUUGUUAAUCUCUCCUUUCUUCUUUUGGGGCACUUCAAUGGUCGCCAUGAAGAGCGUGGUACCUCAUACCACCCCGCUUGUGCUAGGCGCACUGCGGCUGCUCCCCGCCGGUCUCGUGCUGGUGGGCUGGGCAGCAGCAUCCGGGCGGAAGCAGCCCGGAACCUUGAAGGCGUGGGCCUGGGUGUUGGCCUUCGCCCUGGUCGACGCCGCAGCCUUCCAGGGCUUCCUGGCUGAGGGUUUAACCAAGACCAGCGCUGGCCUGGGCAGCGUUAUCAUCGACUCACAGCCCCUCUCCGUAGCCGUGCUGGCGGCGGUACUGUUUGGGGAGCGGCUCAGUGGCGUGGGUGUCGGGGGCCUGCUGCUAGGUGUUGCGGGUUUGGCCAUGCUGGAGGUGCCAGGGGACAACCUCGCAGACGCGGCGCAGGCGGUGCUCAGCGGCGCCUGGCGGCCGGAGCUGCCAGGCGGUGCGGCCGGCGGACUGCUAGGCAACGGGGAGUUCUGGAUGCUGCUGGCGGCCCAGAGCAUGGCGAUCGGCACUGUUAUGGUUCGCUAUGUCACACGCCAUGUGGAUCCCAUAAUGGCCACCGGCUGGCAUAUGAUCAUCGGCGGAGCAAUACUCGCCGCGCUGGCCGCUAGCACCGCUGGAGGCGACGCCAGCGCCGUUGCAGCGCUGGAGGCGGGCUCAUCGCCACUGGCGUCGCUCGCGACACAACUCUCCCAUCUGACCCUGGAGGACGCCAUGUGCAUGUCGUACGUUUCGCUGAUGGGUGGCGCGAUGUCGUACGGCAUCUUCUUCUGGUAUGCAAGUCACGGCUCCCUGACGUCCCUCAGCAGCCUGACAUUCUUAACACCCGUCUUCGCGUCGGCGGCGGGGUACCUGGCGCUCGGCGAGGUACUGAGCCCCAUGCAGAUAUUGGGCUGCGCCGUGACGCUGUCAGCUGUGUGGUGCAUAAACCACCGUCCGCCGCAGCUGCCGCAGGCGGGUGGUAAGGCCCUCAAGUCACAAUAA
Messenger RNA from Volvox carteri f. nagariensis, 1086 nucleotides. RefSeq lists its product as uncharacterized. NCBI's taxonomy places the organism in Eukaryota, Viridiplantae, Chlorophyta, Chlorophyceae, Chlamydomonadales, Volvocaceae. Gene Ontology annotation, cellular component: membrane; chloroplast. The transcript is spliced from 4 exons. The record is from RefSeq and is a predicted model, not a curated record. Bases 1 to 1086 code for a protein of 361 amino acids.